GGGGGCGGCGAGAGGCCUCCUCAGCUGUGGGGAACAGAGCCCAACGUGGAGGGGCCGCGUCCCUGCCACGUCUCGCCUGGCCGCGGGCUGAUUCAUCGGGCUUCCCCUGGCACUUUCCCUUCCUCGCGGCCGGGCCCCCGAGGGUCUCACUGAUUCUUUUCGGGCCAGCACCUGGUGUGGGGGGCGGGACACGCCGUUUCAGGGCCAGGGUCCCCAGUGGGUUUUUCUGAAUUGAGGCGGAUGUGGAAGAAAACGGGAGUGUUUUUCUUCCCCAUGUGGUCUCGGUGUGUGGUUGGUGACUUUCCCCCCAGAUGCUGAGGUGCCUGUAUCCCUGGCGCAGGCCCUUACUGAGCUGUAGUUGGCGUAGACUGUGCCUUCUGAAGCAAUACCUAUUUACAAUGAAGUUGCAGUCUCCAGAAUUCCAGUCACUUUUCACAGAAGGAUUGAAGAGUCUGACAGAAUUAUUUGUCAAAGAAAAUCAUGAAUUAAGAAUAGCAGGAGGAGCAGUGAGGGAUUUAUUAAAUGGAGUAAAGCCUCAAGACGUGGAUUUUGCUACCACUGCUACCCCAACUCAAAUGAAGGAGAUGUUUCAGUCUGCUGGAAUUCGUAUGAUAAACAACAAAGGAGAAAAGCAUGGAACAAUUACUGCCAGGCUUCAUGAAGAAAAUUUUGAAAUUACUACACUACGGAUUGAUGUUGUCACUGAUGGAAGACAUGCUGAGGUAGAAUUCACAACUGACUGGCAGAAAGAUGCUGAACGCAGAGAUCUCACUAUAAAUUCUAUGUUUUUAGGUUUUGAUGGUACUUUAUUUGACUACUUUAAUGGUUAUGAAGAUUUACAAAAUAAGAAAGUUAGAUUUGUUGGACAUGCUAAACAGAGGAUACAAGAAGAUUAUCUUCGAAUUUUAAGAUAUUUCAGGUUUUAUGGGAGAAUUGUAGACAAACUUGGUGACCACGAUCCUGAGACUUUGGAAGCAAUUGCAGAAAACGCAAAAGGCUUGGCUGCAAUAUCAGGAGAAAGGAUUUGGGUAGAAUUGAAAAAAAUUCUUGUUGGUAACCAUGUAAAUCAUUUGAUUCACCUCAUCUAUGAUCUUGAUGUGGCUCCUUACAUAGGCUUACCUGCUAAUGCAAGUUUAGAAGAAUUUGACAAAGUCAGUAAAAAUGCUGAAGGUUUUUCACCAAAACCAAUGACUCUCUUGGCCUCAUUAUUCAAAGUACAGGAUGAUGUCACAAAAUUGGAUUUGAGGUUGAAGAUUUCAAAAGAAGAGAAAAACCUUGGUUUAUUUAUAGUUAAAAACAGGAAAGAUUUAAUUAAAGCAACAGAUAGUUCAGAACCACUGAAACCCUAUCAAGACUUCAUUAUAGAUUCUAGGGAACCUGAUGCAACUACUCGUGUAUGUGAACUACUGAAGUACCAAGGAGAGCACUGUCUUCUAAAGGAAAUGCAGCAGUGGUCCAUUCCUCCAUUUCCUGUAAGUGGCCAUGACAUCAGAAAAGUGGGCAUUUCUUCAGGAAAAGAAAUUGGGGCUCUAUUGCAGCAGUUGCGAGAACAAUGGAAAAAAAGUGGUUACCAGAUGGAAAAAGAUGAACUUCUAAGUUAUAUAAAGAAGACCUAAAGUUGAUGAGAGCUGGCUACUAAAAAGCAGAAAUUUUUGGUAAGACUAGUUAUUUUUUUUCCUCCCCCUUAGUGAGAUUUAAGAGACUUGAAUAUAUAGCUGAAUAAAAGCCAGCUUAGAGGACAUCUGCAGAAGAAUAAAGAUCUCAUUUUGUGAAAUAUAAUUAUAUUUCAGGCACUAAACUGAUGUCUACCUCCUCUUAAUCUGACUUAUAUCACUGAACCUUAUAAUUCUUUUGGAAUCGUUCCUACUGAGAAAAGUAUAUUCGGCCUCUCCUAUCUAUCCAUCUUAAUAUGUCUAGGCUUCUUUAAAAAAAAACGUGGUUUUUUUUGUACGGGGCAGUACUAAGAUUGAUCUUAAAAAGUGGUAACUGUCUUGAAGAAAAAAUGUUUCUUAGUGUUGGCAAUUGAAAUAACUGGGCUAUUUUAUACAGUAAUUGUCUAUGAUAAGUAUCAUUUCUUAUCUGAAUUCCAGAAUAAACUUGUGUUUGAAAAGAAAAUAGUUGACAAAUUUGCAUAAAAUACCCUAUAUAAAAUGUGAAGACUGGAUGUGUCCUACGUGGCUGCCAUUCAUACAUGCAAGACUUCUAGGCAAGCUAUAUUUCAGUAUGUAGCUGAUACUCUCCUCUCUCAUGAUUUCCUUAACUAGGCAUGCUAAGCCUGGGAAAGAUUAACUUGAGGGUUACUCUUGAGCCUGUUAUUUUAAUAAACAUUUCCUUUGGAAUUGGAAGGUAACUGUAUUUAUGUGGUAUCUGAUGGUAUAUAUCAGGUAGCAUAUAUACAGAGGGACAGUACUCCUGUCCCUUUAAAGUAAAUGUUAAUUUCUUUCAUUAAUUAAAAGGAUAUGACCUACAUUAAAAUUUCCACGAACAGGUCUAUACAUUUGCUUUUUAAAGAUUUGAGCCUUAAAUGCUUUCAGUGGGUAAAUGGGUGUAUAGCACAAAGUAUUAUUUCAGUUGCUAUAUUCUGACAUUUUACAAUUGAUUUUCCUUUCUGUGUAGCCAGUCAUAGCAUCUUUGUACUCUAUGGGCAAAUAGCAAUUUUGGACCUUGAUAAAACAAUUUUGAAAAGCAUAUUUCUCUUAAAGCCCAGCUAAGAGGAAGUGUGACAAACACUCAGUGUAACGGGCUGUGGUGCAAGGGAGGGGGCCUCAGAGACAACUGCGCACAGGUCAGUAAUUAAACGUACUAUAAAAUAAGACAUUGAAAUAUUUAAGUACUACUAAAAUAGAUGUUUGGACCUAAUAUCAGAGAAUUCCUACUAUUCUAUAUAGGAGGGAUGUUGAUUUAGCUACUUCAGAGGUCUGGUUUUGUCAUGUAUAAAACACUUGAAAAUAGUAUUAUAUGCAUGUUUUUACGUAUCAGAAAAUUUUAUUUGCAAGUGUCAGUAAACAAUAUGGAACAUUCUAAGAUUACACCCUUCAGGGGGCAAAUGUAAAAGCAAUGUUCCCUCACGCCAACUGGUUUGGAUUUCAAUGUAAAGAGGUGUGGUGUGCUGCUGCAAAGAACUCCCUGGAAUCUAUUUAGAGUAAGUUUUAGUUCAGUGUAAGACUGAUGAACAACUAGUAAAGUCAUAUAAACCCAAGGUUAUUAGUAGUAGUAAUGAAGUAAAGCUUCGAAAAAAAGUUACAAUCUUGAGCA
Diceros bicornis minor is the source of this 3255-nucleotide messenger RNA. It is a transcript of the gene TRNT1, whose product is annotated as tRNA nucleotidyl transferase 1. Bases 312 to 1616 code for a protein of 434 amino acids. Gene Ontology annotation, biological process: RNA processing. The record is from RefSeq and is a predicted model, not a curated record. Gene Ontology annotation, molecular function: nucleotidyltransferase activity; RNA binding. Lineage: Eukaryota; Metazoa; Chordata; Mammalia; Perissodactyla; Rhinocerotidae. The transcript has 8 exons.